Striga hermonthica is the source of this 846-nucleotide messenger RNA. The record is from the annotation of a GenBank genome assembly. NCBI's taxonomy places the organism in Eukaryota, Viridiplantae, Streptophyta, Magnoliopsida, Lamiales, Orobanchaceae.
AUGCUCAAACUUCUCAACAGCAAGCUCCGGCGCCUCUGCUUGAAAAUCCGGUGGCCGGCCACCCGCCGCCGCCGCCGGCCGCGACCGAAGGUCGCCGUGAAAAACCUCGGGAAAUCCAGCUCGAGAUCUCGCGCCGCCGAUCAGAACGACCCCGCCGCCGCCUCCUCCGCCGUGAUCCACCCCAGCACCAACACCGCCGCCGAUCCCGGCGCCCCGAGGACCAUCCGUUUCGCCACGUUCAACGCCGCGUUCUUCUCCAUGGCGCCGGCGGUUCCUCACACAGGCAAAUCGUCGAACACCUCGCUCGCGGAGCUCGACCGUGGUACUCGAGGCUCCAAAUCCACCAGCGACGGCCCCAAAAGCAUCCUCAAGCACUCGCCGCGGCACCCGGCCGCGAACCCCCAUGAAACCCUCACCAGGCAGCAGAAAUUCGCGAGAUCGAGGUUGAGGGUUUCGAUAAACUUACCGGACAACGAGAUUUCGUUGAGGAGGAGCGGGCAGCUGAGCUUCGAGAUUCUCGGCGGGAAAGCGCCAGAGAGGUCGAGCAGCGCUCGUUUCGUCAGCACGGCCAGCCUUGGCGGCGGCGGGGAUUGGGGGAGCAAUCGGACGGUUCUGGAGGUGCUGAGGGAGGUGGACGCGGACGUGGUGGCGCUGCAGGACGUGAGAGCGGAGGAGGAGAAGGACAUGACGCCGCUGUCGGAGCUCGCCGGAGCUUUGGGGAUGAGUGAGGAGAGUUUCACCACCCUUGCCCUUGUUCUUCUGCUCAGAACUAUUCUUCGGCUGAGAAUUGCUCUUGCCCUACUCCUCAAGCCAUUUAUAGCAAUUCUUUUUCAAAUGACCUUCUAG